CCACUGCACUAGAACCUUCACUUACCAUUUAGCUUGCACAUCAGUCAGCCAAGCAGUUACUCCCUGGGGUCUGGAACUUCAGCCUGGUCGGGAGACUAGUCAUGCCCCAGCCGCUGUCCACAGCGAAGUUAUGGAUGCCGAAACGCACAUCCCAGCCCGGUUCAUAAGCAGAGGUGCAAAAUGUCUGAAGCCAUGAGUUAAAAAACUUUUGCCAGAAAGGGGGGGAAAUGGGGAGAUACUGAAAUGUAUGCAAUGCAUUGGGCGUCGCGCACCCCACUUCACUGUCUCAGAGUUCCACCUCUUCUGGAGUGGGGGCUUACCUCCAGGUCGCAUAGUCCUGAAUUCUUAGUCUGGCUCAAUCUGGGUCCUACAUCAACUAUUAAAUGAGAACAAGAGAAAUACUUGUCUCCUAAAGGGGUUGUCGGAUUAAAUGUUAGCCCGGCCCUUCCUUCUUCUUCCAGGGAUUCUAGGUCCUCAGCGUGAUUGGGGCCGCGCGUGAGGGAGCGGAGCGCAGCCCGCACCCCGGCUGGUGGCCUGCCCCGCCCACGUGGGGCCGCGGCCGGUCGAAUGACUCCGUGCAACGUGUUGGCGGCGGCGGCGGCGGCGCGGGCUCUUCCGGGCGCCGCAGUUUCCUGCCAAACACCGCGCAGCCGCCUCGGAGCGGGAGUCUCGGCUGCAGGCCCGGCGCGGGUGCGGGACCGGGCUCCGCUGCGCGCCCUGCCCGCCCGCCGGCACCAUGCGCGCCGCGCCGCUGCUGCCGCUGCUGCUCGUGCUCCUGGCCGCGCCCGCUGCCCGCGCGGUCCGUGCCCAGGUGGUCGCGGAGCCGCAGCCCCAGCGCCCGGCGCCCGGCUCCCGGCCAGUGAACGCCACCCGGACCGGGUCGGGGGCGGCGGCGGUGACGGGCGGCGGCGGCAGCUCCAACAGCAGCGGCGACGCCCUGGUGACCCGCAUCUCCAGCCUGCUCCGCGACCUGCCCACCCUGAAGGCGGCCGUGAUCGUGGCGUGCGCCUUCACCGCCUUCCUCAUCGCCUGCCUGCUGCUGCGCGUCUUCAGGCCGACACUCUAUCCACCGAGCCAAACCAGCCAGGGCUGCACACUGGAGUUUUGAGUUUCCCACAUGAGUCAAGAGUGUCGCUAACAUGUCUCUUUGCCACAGGAGGCCGAGGGCUCCCGAGAGCAGGGCUGGGCCUUCAUCGUUUGUCUCUCUAACCCCUACUGUGGCUCCAGGCACAAGCUGCCAUCUAAUAAAGAUAUUUUUAGCAAAUGAAUGUUGAACUUCUAAGUAGUUUACACUUGCUGAUGAUUCUCAAAAUGUCCUCUCUAACUAGAUGCAUGGCUGAUGCCGGAAACCGGUGAGGUAGGAAUUGGUUUGAAUGGUGGCCCUUCCUUUCCUUAACAGUGUAGAUAAGGGAGGAAGGGGGCAGUGUUUUUGUUUAUAAAGUGGCAGUCCUGGCCUAUUUGUCUGUUUUCCCUGAAGGAGUCACUUUGCCAGACAACAGAAAAAAUGUGGAUCCAAGGAAACUUAAAAUUAGAAGCAAAGAAUGUGUAUUGCAGUGGGAAAAAAAAUCUUUAGCCAAGCAAUUCCAUUCCUAAGGCACACACAUUUCUCACUGUGAUACAGUCUCUUUGCUUCUAAAUGUAUUAUUAGGAGAGGACGCAAGGAUGCACGGGCAAUGGAAUUCAGAGCAGUUGUGUUUGAUGGCAAAAGGUUUAAAUAGAUCUAAGUUUGCAACAGUUGGGCCUUGGUUAAAGAAAUUAUGGUAAUCCUUACACUGAAAUACUAUAUGGCUGUUAAAAAUGAUGGUGUUGCCAUAAUACUAUAUAUUGUUAAAUGGAGCAGGUUAUAAACCACAUGUUUAGUAUGAGCUCAUUUAAAUAAAUAAAUUAUUUAUGUGAAUGUGCCCCAAAAAAUCUAUGUUCGUGUAUGUAUUCUACACGUGAAUGUAUAGACUGUUUAUGACAUCUUUAUCAUUCAUGCUACAUUUCUACAUUGUCUGAAUUUCCUUAAAGUGGACAUCUAUUCGUUAUUUCUCCCCCUGUCUGUACACUCAGCUCCCUGCUGCAUCCUUGGACGUGCCCCCCCUGAGGACCUGUAUAAGAGCAUCGGGGUGUACACCCAUGAGUGGGAUUCCCAGGUCCGGGGGUACACAUACUUGAUACGCUUGAGUCUACACUGUUCUACCCUCCCAUCUGCAAUGCCUGUGGGUGGGGCAUCAGGUUCUCCCAUCAUGUUCAAUACAUUAGCAUUAUCAGACUUGCUAAGGUUUUCCAACAAAAUGAGUGUGAUUUGGUAUCUCGUUGCUUUGUUUUGCGUUUUCUGUUGAGGUUCAAUAGCCGUCUCAUCUCUCCCCAUACUUAUUACUCCAUCUGUGGAAUCAUUUAUACCUUCUUAAUGUAUUUUAAUCAUUAAGAAAAACUACUUUAAGACGAGACAAAAUUGGAAGGAGGGACAGCAGUUUGAAGGCAGAGUGCCCUCUGGCCAGAGUACGUGUGUGUGUGUGUGUGUGUGUGUGUGUGUACGUGUGUGUUUGGUACAUGCAGUUCUGCCCAGUUCACAGUGAAGCCAUUCCCCCCACCCCUCAUGUUGUUCCUUGACGUGCUUCUGAGAGCUGGAAGGGAAUCAACUAAGAAGCUGUGUCUAGUAAGUGGAAAACUUCCAUUCCCCCAUUUUGUUGUUGUUGUUGUUAAUCUUCACCUGAAGAUGUUUUUUUCCAAUGACUUUCAGAGAGAG
Messenger RNA from Myotis myotis, 2731 nucleotides. RefSeq names its product family with sequence similarity 174 member B (gene FAM174B). Lineage: Eukaryota; Metazoa; Chordata; Mammalia; Chiroptera; Vespertilionidae. The coding region runs from base 737 to 1108 and encodes 123 amino acids. The transcript is spliced from 2 exons. The record is from RefSeq and is a predicted model, not a curated record.